UCUGGUAUACUUCAGACAGGGAAAAAAUGAGUAAACUCAGGAAUGAAUGUGUGACUGCCAAACUGGCACUGGUUACUUCUGGAGUGACUAAGGAUGUUAUGAUCUCGUAUGACCAGGUGGAUGAAGAAAUCACCAAAAAGCUGCGGGAAAAGCUGGUGGGUGAGGGAAUCCGGGCUUGGCUAGAAACUGAGGAUAUCAAGAGUGGAGCAGACAUCUUUGCUAGAAUAGGACAGGCUGUUGUGGAUAGUAGUAUUUUCUUGUUUGUCAUGAAUACAGAGUCAGUUAGGUCUAAGAUUUGUCAGGAUCAGCUUGCUUUAGCUUAUGUCUCAAACAAAUCAAUUCUUCCAGUUGCUCUGCUUCCAAACCAAGAACUUCUCAAUCUCAUGGACAAUGGAAUGCGCUUGGAGCUUGCUGGAUUUGAAUGGUUUCCUCUGUCAGAAGAAGACCUAGUAGAAAAUUUGAGGGAUAUCACCAACCAAGUAUUCAAACUUCUGGAAGAGAUUAAAAAAAAGGAAAAUAAAGGCAAUUCAUCAAAACCAGAAUCACCAGUUAAGUCAAGACGAAUGCUCAACCGAUCAGUUUCACGGCAAAUCAGCUUGAAGGAGUCCAAACUUUUUUUGGAGGAUGGUGUUGCGUACUGGUCACGAUCUUUUGGGAAAUCUGUAAACGUGGCCUGGGAAAAGUUUAAAAGACAGAUUUUGACUGACUUUAAAGAGGAUUUCGACAAAACGUUUGGAGAAGAAGAUACAGAAUGGUUACUGGCUAUUCUACAUAGAGAACUGGAAAUCGGUGCUGAGGAAAUCGUAAAGAGAGAUAAUUAUAUAGAGUUUUGUACUAUUGAUGAUCACAUUCGUCCACUGUGGAUAAGAAUUCAGGACCAGGCACGAGAAAGUUACGCCAUGCGUGAGGUUUUCAAAAUGGACUCCUCUGUCAGAGUUCAAGCCAUCGAAAACUUAGGAAAAUUCAAAAGUGUGACUGUCAUUGAUGCUUUGCGGGACCUGUUGACUGACAAAGACCCUAACGUACAGGCGGUAGCUAUCAUUUCCUUAGCCCGAACGGGAGCCAAUGAUGGCAAAACUGUUAGCAAUGUGAUGAGGUGUCUUCGCUCUAGAGACAGAAUCGUUCGUGAGGCUUCCUGUCUUUCCCUUGGUGUCAUGAAAGCAACUGUAUCCAUAGAAAAGUUGGUGGAUCUAUGGCGUAAUGACAUCAUUUCUAACGUACGUGAGGCAGCCCUUGCUGCUCUUAGACGAAUCGGAGGAGAAAAAGCAGAGGAAGCUAUCCGUGUAACCACAGUACUGGAGAAAGAAAUUCGCCAUCUUAAGACAAGCUAGAUCUUAAUUUCAUGGAGAUUCUACACUACCUCGUCAAUUAUAAUAUAAUAGUCAACUGUGAAUUUCUGUUGUCCCAUAGACAUGCUGAAUGGGUCCAAGACAAGGUCAAUGUAUGAAUCCUACAGAGUUAUUUGUAGAUACUUGUCAAACCCUUAUGGAUUAGUGAUUACCUUCGUACAGCUGAAGACGUUCAUUUAUAACUUUCAAUACUGUAUCUCUAUGCUUUCUUGUCCAGCAGUUUGGGUGUGGUGUUUGGACAUCUUACCAAUGAAAUGAAAUUAUUUGUUUAUUUACGAAAAUCAAAAGUCACUCUAAACUUUUGAUAUGACACCAUAUAUUUUAACUACUAAAUAGUAUUUACGAUUUUCAAUACAAAAUUUAAGGAUU
This is a messenger RNA of Ylistrum balloti, 1718 nucleotides long. RefSeq lists its product as uncharacterized. The record is from RefSeq and is a predicted model, not a curated record. Bases 27 to 1331 code for a protein of 434 amino acids. NCBI's taxonomy places the organism in Eukaryota, Metazoa, Mollusca, Bivalvia, Pectinida, Pectinidae. The transcript has 10 exons. Gene Ontology annotation, molecular function: oxidoreductase activity. Gene Ontology annotation, biological process: signal transduction.